GCGAAAGCAUGGAAGGGAAAAGAGGCGAACGCUAGCUGGGAACGCGCUGUAAGCGGGAGGGAAGGGAUAGCGCUGCGCGAGACAGGGGUUCCGCGCGGUGUCUCAGCCACUAGGAGGAAGCGUGGGCUUCCGAUGCCAUGCUAAGCAGGUCCUCAUUUGCAUACGGCAGAGAGUUGGGUGUUUGGAAUUACGCAUGAAUGAAGAGCAGAGGUGUAAAAAUCCAUACCAAAGCAUUCCUUGGUUGUUGUUUUUAAAAAAAUGCUUUACUUGAUUGGUCUUGGACUUGGAGAUGCCAAAGAUAUUACAGUAAAAGGGCUGGAAGUAAUAAAGCAGUGUAGCAGAGUAUAUUUGGAAGCCUACACUUCUAUGCUCACUGUUGGAAAAGAAGCACUGGAAGAGUUCUAUGGUAAAGAGCUGAUCCUUGCUGACAGAGAAAUUGUAGAGCAAGAUGCUGAUACUAUCCUGAAAGAUGCACAUAAAACUGAUGUGGCUUUUCUUGUAGUUGGCGAUCCUUUUGGGGCAACUACACACAGUGACCUUGUUCUCCGGGCUGUGAAGCUGGGAAUUCCCUACAGAGUGGUCCACAAUGCUUCCAUAUUGAAUGCUGUUGGCUGCUCCGGUCUACAGCUCUACAACUUUGGAGAAACAGUUUCUAUUGUGUUCUGGACAGACACAUGGAAGCCUGAGAGUUUUUUUGACAAAAUCAUAAAAAACAGGAAAAAUGGGAUGCACACUCUGUGCUUACUUGACAUUAAAGUGAAGGAGCAGUCAUUGGAGAAUCUCAUGAGGGGAAAGAAGAUCUUUGAGCCACCACGCUACAUGAGUGUGAAUCAAGCAGCAGAGCAGCUUCUUGCAGUUGUCCAGAAUAGGCGGCUACAGGGCCAAGAGCCAGAAGUAACAGAAAACACCAUCUGUGUAGGCUUAGCAAGAGUUGGUGCAGUGGAUCAGAAGAUUGCUUCAGGUACUCUACAGGAAAUGACUACAGUGGCACUUGGAGAUCCUCUGCACUCUAUGAUCGUAACUGGAGUAUUGCAUCCCCUGGAAGUGGACAUGCUUAAACUCUUUGCAGUAGAUAAAUCCAUCUUUGAACACCACUGAGUUGGAAACUCUUUGUACCCCUAUUGUGAAUUGAAGCUGGUAAAAUCCUUGUUAGUAAUAAAAGCUACUCUGCAAAGAAGUAACCCGUAUCUUGCCAAAGAAGACACCUAGGAAGCCCGGUUGCGAUUCUUCAUGGCUCAGGUUCACUGCUUACAACUGUUAAAUGUUUUGUUACUUGACAGAAUUAGAAUAAAAUAAUUGAGAGUAGUGUCUUGAUUCCACCUGUGUAGUAGGUGUUGGGAGAACCAUCAGUAUGGCAGAAGACAGAGAAGUUUCAAAAGUUAAAAUAUAGCACUUGGCUAGAAUGGCUGAUUGUUUUCAGUGUUAGACUUUGAUAUUUUCAGAAGAAAUCUGUCCCUAUAUCGAUGGAGAUGUAAAUAUCUCAAGGUAGUAAGCCUGUGCCUGAACUGUACCAUUUCAAACUGCAGAUGAUGAUGAUGAUAAUAGUAGCAGUAGAUAAAGCUUGAAUUGAACUUUAAAUACCAGUAUUUGCUGAGCAUUCUUAUAAGGCUAUUGGAUCAGAGAAACUUAAUGAAACUUACAAUUAAAGAUUCAGCAAAAACAAAAACAGGAAAUAAUCAGCGCUUUGGGGAAAUUCAAAAAGCCAGGUUCUCAGUAUUUUCCAUAGCAGAGUAGGGAUGGGGCCAAGUAGAUAUCUGGAGGAAUGGUAUUCUAGCGGGCAGGAGUUGUGACAGAGAAGACAUGCAUCUAGGAUCCCAUGACACUGUUUAACUGAAAGCACUGAACCAUGCCUAUCCUGUCUGAUCUUACAGGAUGGGCAGAGACAAUUGGGGAAGGUUAGUCCCACAGAUAAUCAAGCCUUGAACCAUGUAGGGCUUUACAGAUACCCCUCAUCUUGAAUUGCACCUGCUCACAGACAGAGGUGCUGCAUGAGCACAUGAGUUGUGUCCAUACCUACUUAUACAACUCCAUGCUGGACCAACUGUAUUUUCCAAGUGGUCUUCAAGGGCAGCCCCAUAUAGACCGCAUUGCAGUAAUCCAAAUGAUAGGUGACUAAAGCAUGAGUAACCAUGAGAAGGGUCUGUCAGCCCAAGAACGGGCAUAAUGAAUCCAUGUUAAAUGCCUUAGCUACCAUUUUUUAAAUGAGAUACGAGUCUAGGUUGCUUACUGGUUGUGUAUGAGGAAGUGCAAGAUGGAGAUUUCUGGACUGAAUCCAUGCAAAAAAAUUCCUCACAGACAAAAGUAGUAUAUUUGCAGAAGCUGUGUUAGAAUUGCUUUACUAGUUCACUGCGCAGAUUUACCAAGGUCAAUUUUGUACAGCUGAGACAAGGCAUCCAGGCUGCCAGGCCAUUUCAAAAGUGGAAAGGGUCUUGUGGCCCCAUCAGUAUAUGCAGCUAGUGGUUCAUAAUUCUCAUGUAGCUCUCCUUUAUUUGUCCUUUUUUUCUCAAGUGUUCUUUAAGCUCUUUUUACAGCUUGUCCUUUCAAAACUGGAGAAGAGGCUGUCUCCUCCCAAAGGAAGUAGACUCAAAAAGAUCUCUAGGCCCUGCCUCUGGAGCAAGCAGGAAGUAUCCACUUUCAAGCAUCUUGUCUCUGAUGUAGAAAAUGGACCUUGACAGUUGGUUCAAUGUACUAUUUUCACUGAGUCCUCCUUCUCCAUACUGUUUUCUGGAGAUUUGGAGGUUUCUCGAAAUGAUUUUCAAGGGAGAUUAAGGGAUGUCAUCUCUUCUGUGCUAUUUCCAUGAGGAGGAGCCUUAACACAGCCUUGAGUUUCUGCAGAAAGAGUGGGAUAUAAAUCUAACAAGCCAACCAACCUCACAGUAUCUCUGUAUUCUUUGAUUCACAUAUUGUGUUCUACUAAAAUGUGGCUUAGCGUGCUGUGCAAGACCAGCUGCUGUAAUGCAUAAUCCACAAUUUACAACUCAUUAGGGCCUAUGACACCACUGUUUUUUGCCAAUUAGAAGAGAGCUUAAGAAUGAUUUAAAAGGAUGUAUUUGGCCCCAAUAACUGCACACACAACAUUUGAGCUUUUGAAAAAAAGAGUUUAUUGAUAGGAAAAAUUGAUCCCAAAUAUUGUGUCAAACAUUUUUGCUGUUUCAAUCAAGACUGUAUUAAAAUAGAAAAAAAAAGAUGCAAUAAAAUGGUCAAUAUUGCACUGACGCCAAGUCAAGACUGGCCACUAGCUAUAGUAUUUUCAAGUUAUUUUCAGUAUAUUCAGCCACCACUUUGAAUUUACCAGUACAGGAAACUCCUUAAACUCUACAGAACACCAGGCCUUUAGAAACUGAAUAAAAGAUUGGUUGGCAGCAAAAUUCCAUUUUAUCUGAAAAUACAAAUACAUUUUCAGGAAAUAAGAGUUUCAGCCAUUUUCUCAUGCAGGAGAAUGUAUGGCUAGGCCAUAAAUACAAUCUAUAAUCUAUAAUUUAAAUUGGGGCUUGGCAACAAGACACACUACCACUAAACGGUGGUUACUGAUCUCAAAAAUUAAAAAUAGAUGGUUGAAACCUCAUUAGAUCAGUGUUCUCAUGUCAGAUUUUGGCCUAUUAGAAGUUUAUUUGACAGCUACAGGCUGCAGAGUGGUGCCCACUGCCUGAAAAGAUUGCUGAUCCCUGCAUAAAAUUUUUGGGAACUGAUACCAUACUAACAUAUGCAAACAAUGCUCUUAAGUAUUUCUUUAUGUCGAAACUGAUUUUCCGUCCCCUCCCCUCAACAAUGGGACAAUAAAAACACAAAAUUCCAUCUCUACUAAAGCUUAGACACAGAGCUCCAUAGUAAAAUUAAUCAUUAGUGGGACACAAUUCCUUUAAGGUCAAAAACCAGUUGCAAAAAGAUAGUUCGGUCAAAGUAGGAAGCAUCAGUUAAAAUGGAGGAAGGGAAAGGAUGCAAGAAUCUGAGGAAAAUCCAUAUUGAAGCACUUUCUGCAGCAAAAUAGAAGCAGAAUCAUGAUUUACAAAAAGUAGAACUGAACUAAUUAAUUAGAGGAUAUUUUCUAAAUUGGAUAAGGCAUGUAACAACCCUGGGUUUCAUCUAAAUCAUACCAACCAUAUUUGAAAGAAAAAAAAUGUAGUAGUAGUGCAGUUUUCCCUUGGAAAACAUGUUAAUGAAUUUCACUGGUUUUAGUACCCCUAUCGUGGAGUAACCGGCUGUUGAUAGUUCAACUGCCAGUCUUGGUUUCUUCAUAUGCCAACACUAUUCAUUUGAUAAAGUGCAGUUAGCAUCUCUUCUUCCAUCUCUUCUGAAACUUCAACCACAGUUAUACCACAGUGUUUUGUUUACUAGACAAGACUCUGAAUAUCUGAAUGUGAUUGCAAGUGUUCAUUUUUAGUAAUGAAAAAGCACUGAAAGAAGAAUGUUACUCAAGUUGCUGGUUCCAUCUGUAGGAAUGAUGCCCUAAGCCCUCAGCUAUGUUGGGCAGCCUACUUUCGCUCAAGAAUUAAACAGAUCCUAUGACUAAGCCUAAUACUUUGAACUUAAAAGUAUAAAGGACACUUUUUUCCUUCAUAUUAUCUAUUUUGAGCUUGGUGGGCGAUAACGUUCUAUAAUAAACCUCACCUCGUAAAUUAAAUACCUUGUCUUAUGAUGACAGACAAAAAUGCACAUUUGUUUACUGAGUGAGCCCUCUGCUGCAUGACAUUAUGCAAAGGCAACACAUUCAAUGUAUGUUAUUUUGCCAAAGUUAGAUAAAAGCAAGUUUCAGUGCCACAUGUUUGGCCAAGUAUAAUUUAACAUGCCUUACUAUUUGACAUUUGGCUGAGAGAAGUCAGCAACAAUAAAGAGGAUGACAUCCUGCAGGAAGAAAACAAAGAGCAUAUUAACCCCACUAAAAAAGGUUAAGCAGUUUCCAGCCUCUCUUAUUUAGGCACGCCCAAGGAUUUAGAACAUGCCAGCAAAAACCACAGAAGCAGUCAUGUUAUAGCAUAAGCAAAAUUCAGGCAGAUGCACAAUUCAGUGGAAGAGGUUGAUUUUCUUUUUUGAAGGAGUGACUACAAAUUAACUAUUUAACAACAAGUUAACAAUCUAUUUCAGCACUCUUUUGCUGAAAGAGGUUCAGAGGCAAUGGGAUUUCACAUUCGUCUACACAGAGCUAAAUAAUUAUCUCCAUAUGGGGGGGAAAUGGUAUUUCUGCACCAGGCGAAAACAGCACAAAUGUUUUCCGCUCUCGUCUCCAGGGAUCUACUCCUAUUGUCUUUCACGUAUGAUGGGAAUCUCCAUAAGAAAACAGUAAUAAGCAAACAGUUUCAGUUGUGUCUUAUGGAAAGGAAUGAGGCCCAAAUAUGUUACUGUGCAAAAAUAAUGAAUCAAAAUUUCUAUUAGGGUUUAAAUUACAGGUUGCAUAAAAAUACUCAUAUUUCUAUAUUAACAGUAAGCCAAACAAAGCAGGGUUUAGAAGUUAAUCAGCCAGUAAUAAGUUAUCUAAGAACAAGUGGAUUAAAAAAUAAUAAAGGGAAGUUAUUCCCAUAAAAACCAAAAAUCGAUACUACAGUCUUUUCCAGUAUAAAAUUCAGAUCCAUUUUAUGUAUUUCUGAUGCCUAACGCAAUUUCAUGCAAGCAACAAAAACAAUUUUUGGUGUUAAGAAAACAAUUUCUGACCAUGAGUUAACACUAACCUUCAUUUUUCUAGGCAAGCUCAUCUUGCUUGCAUGACACACUUUUGUUCCAGUUGCAAGGUCAAGUGACAAACAAUUAAUCAGGGCUUUGUUUAUUAGCCUAAAAUGGAGACUAGCUCCUAAGCAGCUUUAGUUCCAGCAUUAGAAACAGCAAAAUGCAUAUGUGGCAUCUUUGUUAUACUGUCCAAAGAAAACCUUUAAAUAUUACACUGGCACUGUGGGAUACACACGGAAGACAUAUUACCCAGAGUGUCCCUGUGAAGUUUAAAAGAACUUCAAUUAUGAUGGACAACAGCAGCACAGAACCAACGUUGGCAGAACAAUUCACUAAAUAAUUAAGUGCCAGAAAAUGUUGCUGAAAGAUUUAAAGGUCCUUUAAGAAUCUGAUGGAAAAAGUCAAACUUCAAAUAUGGGGUAUGAUUUAGGAAAACUCAUUAUAUUCAGUUAAAAUGUGAAUGUGUAAACCUAAGACAAUGCAGACACUGAUGAGAUUGCCAGACUAUCCUGGCUUAACAUUCAUAAGAGGAUCAAAUAAUUUGUUAAGUAAACAUAUAGAGUACGAAGCAAAAGCAUGUAUUGUCUGUUGGCUAGCAUAAAAAAACCCCUUCAAUUAAAAUAAAUGUAUCCAACAUAAAGGCUCCAAAUAGGAAGUAGUAAUGCAGGAAGAAGCAAAUCCAUAAAAGCAUCUCUCCUUUUGAGCACUUCAUAAAAGUUAAAUUAAAAAAACCUAAUUCUUCACUGUGAGACUUGUCCAUGUAUGAAAAACAAUUAAAAGACUUCAGAUCAGAGAGAAACAUCACAUUCUUGCAAGCCAUCCUUUUGCAUGGUGGCU
Messenger RNA from Python bivittatus (Burmese python), 6495 nucleotides. RefSeq names its product diphthamide biosynthesis 5 (gene DPH5). Lineage: Eukaryota; Metazoa; Chordata; Lepidosauria; Squamata; Pythonidae. Gene Ontology annotation, biological process: protein histidyl modification to diphthamide. Gene Ontology annotation, molecular function: diphthine synthase activity. The record is from RefSeq and is a predicted model, not a curated record.